Messenger RNA from Echinostoma caproni, 222 nucleotides. The record is from the annotation of a GenBank genome assembly. Lineage: Eukaryota; Metazoa; Platyhelminthes; Trematoda; Plagiorchiida; Echinostomatidae.
AUGGUGGGAGAAUCACUCUCUCGGUUAAUCACUCGCAGUCGAAGACCGGAGUCGGGUAAGGGCACAGUGGUACUGCCUUCCCAGCUGCAAACAUCACUCAUGCACCCGGUCACCCCUCACAUUGUGCAUUCGUCUACACACCAAAAUCCUGGUCGGAGCGGCCCUGAGGCAACCUGUCGUUCCAGUGCCAAAGAAGCUGCGGAUGUGGCUCUGGAAAGGUGA